UUUUUUUUUUUUUUGGAAGAAAGCCUGUUCAGGACGAAGGAAAGAGGGUCAGGGAUGGUGUGUGGCAUUUGAAAGUGGCUAUGCAUGUCAAAGCAGAUAAUAGCAUGAUCCCACGUAAGCCCUGAGUCUGAGUGGAAGACACGAUGUUGCGGCUUGCCACCGAGGAGCCAACCAAGUCACCAUCGAACAUAUUAUUAUUUUGGAUCAGGAAUAAUUUCAAGUCAUGCGUCAUGCUAAUAUUCAAAAUAAAGACUGAGUCUGACUUUAACCGAGAAAAAAAUGCCCUAAAAGUAUAAUUCAGACAGAUCGACAGCUUUGUCACUUUAGAACGUUUUCCAUAAAUGGUAGAAUUUGCUAAAAUUUGAUACUUUAUUAGUAUAUGUAGAUUCAAAUUAAACAUAUGAUCUGUCAGAAAUAUUUGCAACAACAUGCUCCAGCGCAUUUUACCAGUCGACUGUAAAGAAGCUGAUGUGGUUCUAUUGCAAAAAAUUACCAACAGUACAGAUGAAUACAGAUGCAUAUCUAGCGAAGACGUAGAAGUUUUCCAAUUGGGAGAUGCUAUGAAGAAUGAAAACUUGGCUGAUGUUUCUCUUUGCGGGCUGGAUCCCAAUCGACAUCAGGUUUUUGCUGCUGCUGCUUAUGGGGAGGGUGAUGAAUCCCAUCAAAUCAGACAAUGCUCUACUAAAGAGUACUAUACCUUAACAGGGUCUAUAAGACACGCAAAGAGAGAAACAAAAAGAAUGUCUCGAGAAAAUAUGGAGGAUAUACUUCUCAACAUUCCUACAACCAAGACAGUUGUUCUUUUAAACUAUUUGCAAUACAUAACUUAUAUCCUCUUACAUCUAAACAGAAUACUAGCAUUUAACAACUUCUCAACUGCUGAAAGUCGCUUUCACCUAUACCAGGGAGUUCAAAGGGCCAGACAAGAAAUGACCAAUGUCCUCAUUAAUGGUGGAAAAAAAAAUACAAUAAGGCCAAAAGAACAAACACAAAGAAGAAGAGGAAGAAAAGAAAGAAGAUGAGAGACAAAGAAGUUCCCCAGCAGACAAAGUGAGUAUACUAGCAUCAAAGCAGAGAGACAAACACUAUAUUCAUUAACUAUUAUUUCAGGAACACCAAGAAGCUUUCGAAG
Messenger RNA from Cokeromyces recurvatus, 1132 nucleotides. RefSeq lists its product as uncharacterized. Lineage: Eukaryota; Fungi; Mucoromycota; Mucoromycetes; Mucorales; Mucoraceae. The transcript has a single exon. The coding region runs from base 429 to 1022 and encodes 197 amino acids. The record is from RefSeq and is a predicted model, not a curated record.